UUCUUGUGCAUUCUAGGGCUUUCUCCCUGGAAUUUUCCCCGCCAAUGUCACAGACAUUCCUCUGCUGCAAAGCUUCUCCAUCACUCACUUCAACUUCAAACUUCCAAUAACCCGUUCCCUUACCUCGUCAUACACCAGUACUAGCUUCGGGCUCUUUCGUAUUUCGCAAUUUUGUUGGUGGAUGGAGGAGACGAUCAUUACCAGUGAGGCCCCGCCAAAUUCGUCCCAAUUUGCUCCGGCCUCGCGUAUAGUCUGCCGAGUAUGCCAAAAGCAAUUCUCACAAUACACUUGUCCUCGAUGCAAUACACGGUAUUGCUCCCUUCAAUGCUACAAGUCCCAUAGUCUACGCUGCACUGAAUCAUUCAAUAGAGAAAAUGUGGUGGGAGAGCUGCAACAAUUGCAAACAGAUGAUGAAACUAAACAUAAAAUGUUGGAGAUACUCAAGCGGUUCCAUUCAGAGGAAGAGGUGGAUAGCAUGGAUGAGGAUGAUUCAACUUUGUCGGAGGAGACUAUGGAAAAGAUUCUGUCUGGAGACCAAAUAGAUUUCGAUGAUUUAACCGCAGAAGAAAAGAAACGUUUUCAAAGAGCUGUUGCUUCUGGAGAGCUGAGCAAGUUGAUUGAGCCAUGGGAACCAUGGUGGUUGAAGCCUUCUGCUAGGACAAUAUCUCUAAGUCGAGAAGGGACACAACUCGUCCAACCUCUUUCCAACGAAGAAACAGUGACCUCUACACAACAUGGUCCGGAAAGUGAUCCAACGCACGACAUUCCACCUGGCCCUGAAAUGCCAUUACCCCCCAUCAACAAGCUCAGCUCAACUGAGCCAUCUCCACUAUUAGCUGUUCACCUAAUUGACAUCAUAUAUACCUACUGUUUCACUCUGAGACUCUACAAUGGGGAUUGGCAAUCGGAUCCCAUAGGAGCAUCUAUGGUCGUGUUGAGUGUAUCUUCUGUUCUGGGUCAGGGGGAACAGCCGGAGUCCGUAUCAGAAGCACUCUCUCAUUGCUUGGAACAAACUUGCUCCCCGGCUUUUAGACACAUGGGUGGUUUGCAAUUUGGAUUGGGCCUUCUAGAUGACGUAAUAGCUCUACUUUCUCUUGGGGGUGCUGCUUUAGUCUGUUUGCUUUGUGAUCUCCAGAGGCUAGUUCAAGCUGCGGAGGGGGAGCUGAAGUCCGAGAAACAGCAGAUAUCAAAGAGGGGAGAAAUCAGGAGUAAGCUCAAGCUUGGGGAGAGGAAGAUUUACUUUAUUAUGUGUUGGGUACAUGAGCAGCCUGGAGAAGCUUGGCAUUCGGUGGCAGCCCUUGUGAAUGCAGAGAAGGGUUCAGCUAUGGAAUUUGCAGGCAACAGAGGAGGUACUUUGAGAGUGCAAAAUAGAGUAGAAGCCAGGGGUAAGGCUCUGAUUGAGGAGCUUGAAUGAGUAACAAUGUCAGAAGAAUCCAUACAUUUUUAUUCUCUAUGUUUGUGUAGCAUAAAUAGCAACUUUAGGAAUUGAUGUAUCAGAGAAUAUGUUAAUGUGUUAUGCAUUGCAUUAUCAUGCUAUGCUUGCUGGUGAUCAAUGAAAUUUUGGUGCUUUAUAUAA
Molecule: messenger RNA, 1576 nt
Organism: Rhododendron vialii
Lineage: Eukaryota; Viridiplantae; Streptophyta; Magnoliopsida; Ericales; Ericaceae
Exons: 5
Coding region: 182-1414 (410 amino acids)
Source: RefSeq, a predicted model, not a curated record